This is a messenger RNA of Piliocolobus tephrosceles (Ugandan red Colobus), 8246 nucleotides long. It is a transcript of the gene ERCC6L2, whose product is annotated as ERCC excision repair 6 like 2. The transcript has 19 exons. The record is from RefSeq and is a predicted model, not a curated record. Bases 422 to 5065 code for a protein of 1547 amino acids. Gene Ontology annotation, molecular function: ATP binding. Lineage: Eukaryota; Metazoa; Chordata; Mammalia; Primates; Cercopithecidae.
CAAAUCGGCAGCCCGUUCUCGCGGGAUUUUCCAAGGCCGGGUUGGAAGUUGCGGGGGUUAGGAGACUGAGGUCAGAUCCCGAGGAGGAGAUUUGGGGGUCGCAAUGCUGGCCUCCUGUCCUCCACCGGCGGCGGCGGAGCCCGAAGGAACUAGGUGAACACCGCCUUGCCAGCCUCACACAGCGUCCCGUGGCUUUGCCGCCACUCCGGACGUCGCUCUCUCGUUCUCCUUGGGUCCCCUUAGUCACUACCUUAGCUGGGAUCCCCCUCCUCCAUCCCGUGGCUUCGGGUUGCCGGAGAGCGAUGCUCGGAGGGCGACCGGAAGUGGCGUUGGCCUCCAUUGGCCCACCGGCCAGCCACCUAGCUGUCCUCCGCCUUCCGGGUGUUACGUGCAGCCGGGCUCGGCUCCUCCCCCUGGCCGGAUGGAUCCCUCGGCGCCACAGCCCUGCGCAGAAACCGCAGGCAAAGACAUAUGGCAUCCAGGAGAAAGAUGUCUUGUCCCUUCUCCAGAUCAUGGAAAACUUUGUGAAGCAAGCAUAAAAUCUGUCACAGUGGAUGAAAAUGGCAAGUCAUUUGCAGUUGUCUUAUAUUCAGAUUUUCAAGAAAGGAAAAUACCUCUUAAACAGCUUCAAGAAGUAAAAUUUGUUAAAGAUUGCCCUAGGAAUCUUAUAUUUGAUGAUGAAGAUUUGGAAAAACCUUAUUUCCCAAACCGAACAUUUCCGUCAUCUUCUGUUGCUUUUAAAUUAUCUGACGAUGGAGACUCUAUUCCUUAUACCAUCAAUAGGUAUUUGAGAGACUACCAAAGAGAAGGAGCCCAGUUUCUUUAUGGACACUACAUCCAUGGAAGAGGGUGCGUUCUUGGUGAUGACAUGGGACUUGGAAAAACAGUACAGGUUAUUUCAUUUCUGGCUGCAGUUUUGCAUAAAAAGGGAACUCGUGAGGAUAUUGAAAAUAACAUGCCAGAGUUUUUACUAAGAAGUAUGAAAAAGGAACCCCCUUCUUCUACAGCAAAAAAGAUGUUCUUAAUAGUUGCUCCUCUUUCUGUCCUCUACAACUGGAAGGAUGAAUUGGACACCUGGGGAUAUUUCAGAGUCACUGUUUUACAUGGAAGCAGAAAAGAUAAUGAACUAAUUCGUGUAAAGCAGAGGAAAUGUGAAAUUGCUCUAACAACUUACGAGACACUGCGCUUAUGUCUGGAUGAACUUAACAGUUUGGAAUGGUCAGCUGUCAUUGUGGAUGAAGCUCAUAGAAUCAAGAAUCCGAAAGCUAGAAUAACAGAAGUUAUGAAAGCUUUGAAAUGUAAUGUCCGCAUUGGCCUCACUGGAACCAUUCUUCAGAACAACAUGAAGGAACUGUGGUGUGUUAUGGACUGGGCUGUGCCAGGCCUUUUAGGGACCGGGACCUGCUUCAAGAAGCAGUUUUCUGACCCAGUAGAACAUGGUCAGAGACACACGGCAACAAAGAGAGAACUAGCCACUGGCCGAAAGGCCAUGCAAAGACUUGCCAGAAAGAUGUCUGGCUGGUUUCUCAGGCGCACCAAGGCUCUUAUCAAGGAUCAGUUGCCUAAGAAGGAAGACCGGAUGGUGUAUUGUUCUUUGACAGAUUUCCAGAAAGCCGUCUAUCAAACAGUGUUAGAAACAGAGGAUGUGACUUUGAUACUUCAAUCCUCUGAGCCUUGUACCUGUAGGAGUGGCCGAAAAAGGAGAAAUUGUUGUUAUAAGACCAAUUCUCAUGGUGAAACAGUGAGAACCUUGUAUCUCAGUUACCUUACAGUCCUUCAGAAGGUAGCUAACCAUGUCGCGCUACUGCAAGCUGCUAGUACUUCCAAACAACAGGAAACACUUAUCAAAAGGAUAUGUGAUCAGGUAUUUUCCAGAUUCCCAGAUUUUGUGCAGAAAAGCAGAGAUGCAGCCUUUGAAACACUUUCUGAUCCUAAAUACAGUGGAAAAAUGAAGGUCCUUCAGCAGCUUUUAAAUCAUUGCAGGAAAAACAGAGAUAAAGUUCUUCUCUUUUCUUUUUCCACCAAGUUGCUUGACGUGCUACAGCAGUACUGUAUGGCGUCUGGGCUUGAUUACCGACGACUUGAUGGAAGUACAAAAUCAGAGGAAAGACUCAAGAUUGUAAAAGAGUUCAACAGUACACAAGAUGUUAACAUUUGCCUUGUCUCUACAAUGGCUGGUGGACUAGGCCUCAAUUUUGUCGGUGCCAAUGUUGUUGUAUUAUUUGAUCCUACUUGGAAUCCAGCCAAUGAUCUUCAAGCCAUUGACAGAGCAUACAGGAUUGGACAGUGUAGAGAUGUCAAAGUGCUUAGGCUGAUAUCCUUGGGAACUGUGGAGGAAAUCAUGUAUUUACGACAGGUAUACAAGCAGCAACUUCACUGUGUGGUGGUUGGAAGUGAAAAUGCCAAACGAUAUUUUGAAGCAGUUCAAGGAUCUAAAGAGCAUCAAGGAGAGCUUUUUGGGAUCCAUAACCUCUUCAAACUGAGGUCCCAAGGGUCUUGUCUUACAAGGGACAUUCUGGAGAGAGAAGGCCAAGUGGAAGCAGGGAUCAUGACAGCCACAACAUGGUUGAAAGAGGGGCCUCCAGCACACAAACUGGAAAUGCCUGGAGAGCCUGACUGUCAGGAAUGCAGAGGUCCAGAACAAGCUGCAGAACCACUGGCAAAGGAAGUGUGUGAUCUCUGCAGCGACUUCAGUGAUGAAGAGCCAGUGGGAGCCGCAGGAGUAAAGACUGCCAAAAACAGAGCACCCGAUUCAAAUAAAGCUUCCAGCUCUCCAGGACAGCUUACCUUACUCCAGUGUGGUUUCUCGAAAUUGUUUGAAACAAAAUGUAAAGCAGUCGAGGACAGUGAUGGAAAUACUGCCUCUGAUGAUGAAAGUUCUGAUGAGCAGCCCACGUGCCUUUCAACAGAAGCCAAAGAUGCUGGUUGUGAGAAAAAUCAGGACUCUCUUGGUACUUCAAAAUAUCAGAAAUUAGAUAACAUCCUAAAUCCAAAAGAAAAGCAUAUUUUUUAUAAAAGUAAGAAGACUUUAGAACAGAAUAUUUCUUCUAAGUCUGAUGAGAAAAAAUUUAAAAAUACAGAUAAACAUUGCAUUUUACAGAAUGACACAGAAUCAGAAGAUAGUGAUGUCAUCUGUCCUACACAAUAUACAACUGAGAGAUUCCCCGACAACAGUAUAAGGUUUAAGCCACCCUUGGAGGGUUCUGAGGAUUCUGAAACAGAACAGUCUGUAAAAACAGGAAAUAAUGAUAAUGGUCGAAAGACUGAUGACAAAAGAAAUGGAAUAAUUUCAGAAAAGUUAAGUCCUGAGAACACAACCCUGAAAUCUAUUGUGAAAAGAAAAGGCACCAGCGAUAUCAGUGAUGAAUCUGAUGACAUUGAAAUUUCUUCCAAGUCAAGAGUAAGGAAGAGUUCAUUGAGGUUUAAGAGAAUAAAGGAAACCAAAAAAGAACUUCACAAUUCUCCCAAAACAGUGAACAAAACAAACCAAGUAUAUGCAACAAAUGAGGAUCAUAACUCUCAGUUUAUUGAUGAUUAUUCAUCCUCAGAUGAGAGUUUAUCCGUCAGCCACUUCAGUUUCUCUAAACAGAGCCAUAGAGCAAGAACUGUAAAAGACAGAACCAGUUUUUCUUCAAAAUUGCCUAGCCAUAAUAAGAAAAAUAGCACUUUCAUGCCAAGAAAACCAAUGAAAUGUUCAAAUGAGAAAGCUGUCAAUCAAGAGCAGUCAUAUGAAUCAAUGGAUAAAUUUUUAGGUGGUGUUCAGGAAGUGGCUUAUAUUCACUCAAACCAGAAUGUGAUUGGAUCGAGCAAAGCUGAAAAUCACAUGAGCCGAUGGGCAGCACAUGAUGUAUUUGAGUUGAAGCAGUUUUCCCAGCUGCCUGCUAACAUAGCUGUUUGCAGUUCUAAGACAUAUAAAGAAAAGGUGGAUGCAAAUACAUUGCCACACACAAAGAAAGGCCAGCAACCGAGUGAAGGCAGCAUUUCACUUCCUCUUUACAUUUCACACCCUGUGAGCCAAAGGAAGAAAAAAGUCUACCGUACAAACCAGACCACCUUCAUAAUUGGAGAAACACCAAAAGGAAUCCGCAGAAAACAAUUUGAAGAAAUGGCCUCUUAUUUUAACUCGUCUUCUGUAAAUGAAUUUGCUAAACAUAUAACCAAUGCCACAUCAGAAGAACGACAGAAAAUGCUAAGAGACUUUUAUGCUUCUCAAUAUCCAGAGGUAAAAGAAUUUUUUGUGGAUUCUGCAUCAGAAUUCAACAAUUCUUCCUUUGAGAAAGGAGAGUGCACCAGGAAGAAAUCUGAAAAAAGAGACUCUCUUAUAAAAGCAAGGCUGUCAGAUUCUGAAACUUUGUCAUUUAAAGAUUCUACCAACAAAAUUUCUCAAGUUUGCAGCCUAAAACCAUAUAAAAGAAAAUCAAUUAAGUUUCAAAAUCAUAGUUCCUGUAGAGAAGAGGUGUAUUCUAAUGAUGCAGAAACUAAGAAAUCACCUGUUAGUUCUACUCAAGAGAUUGACAGUGGGAAAACCAGCCAAGCAUCCAAAGAUACUGUGACAUCCCGUUCUCAGAACAGUGAGUCUGAAACACAUGAGAGAAGGUUAGAAAAUACCAUGAAAGACAAACAGGACCUCACAAGAAUGGGCAUUUCAAGAAAAGAACCCCUUCUGAAAUUGGAAAACAAAAAGAUAGAAAAUCCAGUGCUGGAAAACUCUUCUGUGAUAAACUUACUUGGUGAUACCUCUAUUCUUGACGACCUUUUUAGAAGUCACGGGAGCAGUCCCACGCAGCUGCCAAAGAAAGUUCUUUCAGGGCCCGUGGAAAAAGCAAAACAGAGACCAAAAGAUUUCUGGGACAUUUUGAAUGAGCAGAAUGAUGAGAGUCUUAACAAACUCACAGACUUGGCAGUAAUAGAGACUCUGUGUGAAAAAGCACCUCUAGCAGCACCCUCCAAAAGGAGAGAAGAGCCAGCAACUCCUCUUUGGAAAUCAAAUGAGAAAUUUUUAUGGAAGACAUUUAACUCAAGUAGUACAGAUAAAAACACAACCGAUACACAGAGCACUACAUAAGUAUAUGGAUGAAUGACUGCACCAGUGAACUGCUGCCAUCACUGUUUACGGCACUGGAUUCCACACUGAUUCUAUUAUCUUGAACACAGUUGUUGACAUAUUUUUAUUAAAUUAUUGCUUUAGGAUUUUUUAAAGUCUGAAGUAUUAUCAUGGAUCUGUUUUUCUUGAUAUUUGAUUUGAUCUUUCAAGAAUAUGAUUGUAUUUAUAGUAUAAACCUCUGUUACGAAUUAGAAGAGAUUCUAGGUUUGUUAGUAGGAGAUCUGGGACAUCUUUCUUACUAUAUUACGUAAUGAUGUGACACUUGCCCUGGUGAGCAUUGUUUCCCAGUAUGAAAGAUGAAGGGUGUGAACCAAAACAGCGUGAGUGUCCUUCCAGUUUAAAAAAGCUUUGCUUUGCUCUCCUGAUGGCUCAUAGGCUGAAUCAUGUCUGCCCCUCAAAUCAGGUGUACACCAAUGUGUUUCUUUUUUACUAGCACUUGAGAAAGUUAUUAAGUAUUUUCUUUUUCCCUGGAUAUCAUGUUCUAUUACUAUUUUAGAAAAAAGUCAUAACUAGUACUGAAUAUAUGGUAUAUAUGAUAUUAAAAUGAUAAUUUUGCAACAGCUCAAAGUUAAAAGGUUAAUGUUACUCACUUUGCUGUGUGAGCUGUGAUUACUACCAUUAGCCACAGACACCAGUGCCUCAACUUUUUAUGUAUCUAUUGUGAUUUAAUCAAUGUAAAUGAAGGUUUGUAUAGUAUUUUUGAAGUUAAGUAUGAAGAAAUGAAUCAACUUUUUAUUUUGUUAGCAACUAUUACAUUUUGAGUGUAAUUUAUAUGGUUUACAACAAAAUGAAUGCGCUCAUUGUUGAAUUCAUAUGUAUUUAGAAGCCUUUACUCAGCCCCUGUGUUCUGUGCUAGGGGCUUGAGCUGUACAGAUAAGGCAGAGCUACAGGUGAAUGAAAGAUAAUCAUGUCAGUGAAAAAUCAUGGUGGAAAGCCCCUGCUAUCUCGCGUGCAUGCUGUAGGCAGGACCUGAACUGCCUCCGCUGCAGGUUCAGAUGCACCGCUACAGCUGUCCUUCAGUCAGUUCACAGGGCUGCGAGAGGACACAUCCAUCCAGAAAACGGCCUGAGCCAGGAACUGGCUGUGCUAGAGAGCACUGCUACCGAGUUGAGGAGAGAGGCUUCUGUGUACCCAGGAUGUGGAGUCAUUGCUCAGAAGUGAACAAAAAAUCAAAAACCAAAGUCUUCUCAAGGGACUGAUCGGCCAGGUGUGCUCUUCUUUAGAGCAGUGUCCCCUUAAAGCCCUGAAAACACCUCUUCAAGGAAAUAAACAACAUCUGCAAAUGGUACAGCUGCCCCUAAGUAUUCAAGGCAAAGAAGCCUUAGUUUGCAGAGAUGAUGAUGAACUUUUCAUUCGUCCACAGAAAAUGAGAACGCCACAGGAAAUACACGGUUAUUUUCUAAUUAAAGUUCAGUGUGUACACUUUUUAAAUUCUGAAGUUAUCCUUCCUCUAUGGUAUCAAAAUAACGCUCUUUUAUGAAAUGAUGGUAGAUCAUAGCUUUUAGUCUUUUUCAUUGUCCCUACAUAAAAGUUGGCAGCCAUGUCGGUCCCAGAAGUUUUAUUUGACACUUACUGGUCUAUAAAAUCCAAAGGAAUGGGGAUCACUGCCUGCCUUAACGGUUUUUUGUUUUUUGUGUUUUUGGCAUGUGAAGGAUUUUUAUGUCACACAUCCAGCUAACAGUGGGUCUAGGAUCCAGGCCUCACAAGGAUGUCACUGAACCUGCCCGCCCCAGUGACAGGCCCGCACCUUCAGAGAGCAAGAGUGCCCAUCACCGUCUAGGCUCAGUGCAGACUUGUUUCUGGUUUCACCUGCACCAGAGACUGCAAACCAUCUUCUUUCUGCCCAGUGCUUCUGGGAAGCCUUACUGGGAUGGUUCAUAAGCCACUUCGCUGUGGGUGAUGGCCCCUGUGCACUGUGGCGUGUACGGCUGGCUCCGCUUGGUGUUUGUUGCAGGAGGGAAGAACAUCUCACUUUUGCUUGGCUGAAGGGCCACCCCAGGAGGGCUGUUUUGCCUCGUAGGGUCUUGCAGGGUUUCGCUAGGAAAACAGUGCAUCUGGUAGUUACUCUCUGCCCCUAGGAGGAAAGACAGAUUCGCCCUUCCUUCCCAAGUCCCAGGCUCUGUGGUUCCCAGCCCCAAGGUAGCAAGUCAGCACCUCCAGAGAGGUUUUAAGCAUGCAGAUGUCCAGGAUCCUCGUCAAGAGACUCUAAAUCAAGGAGUCUAGGGCUCAGCACAGGCACCCUUUUUGUUUUUGCACUUUCACAGGAAUUCUGAUGUGCCAGUGACUGACUGAGGUUUGUCCCUGGGCAGGACUCACCUGCCUGACCUUCUCUCUCUCUGGGACGCAGUAUUUCCAGAGAGGUGCUUCAGUUGCCCCACCACGACUUCCAGCGCCCUCCAUGUCCACAUGCAGCUGAGCUCAUGAUGGAGCACACCGGGUGCUUUGUGUUGUUACAUUCGUAUCAAAAUGUCCACACAUACCUGAACAUCUGUGUUCACAGUGGCAUUCACAAUAGCUAAAACGUGAAGAAAGCAUUCCAAGUGCCUAUCAAUGAAUAAGCAAAAUAUUAUACACACACAUGGGAAUAUUAUUCAGCCUUGAAAGGAGAUUCAGACACAUGCUACAACAUAGAUGAAUCUUGAGGAUGGUGUGCAAAGAGAAAUAAACCGGACACAGAAGGACAAAUACUGUGUCAUUCCACUUCUAUGAAGUACCUAGAUUGGUCAGAUUCUUAGAGACAAAGUAGAAUGGUGGUUGCCAGGCACUGGAGGGAGGGGAGAAGGGAGUCAUUAGUGGGUAUAGAGUUUGUAUUUUACAGGAUGAAAAGUGGUCUGAAGAUGGAUGGUCGUGAUGGUUGCACAGCAAUGUGAAUUUAAUGACACUGAAGUAUGCACUUAAAAGUCAUUAAAAUGCUAAAUUUUAUAUGUAUUUUACCACAAUUUUAAAAAUGGAAAAAAAGUAUGACCAAAAGCAACACCUGUCCAAAAUGUGUGUUAUAUGCCAAAUUUUGACAUAUGACAUAUGUGAGAUCGCUGACUGUAUUUUACUUAUAAAUUUGAAAUUAAUAUGGUUUUUACAUUGACACUCCAUACAGGCCAUUAUUUUGAAAAAACAUUUUCCUUAUUAAAAGAUUGGGAAAAAA